Molecule: messenger RNA, 453 nt
Organism: Clunio marinus
Lineage: Eukaryota; Metazoa; Arthropoda; Insecta; Diptera; Chironomidae
Source: the annotation of a GenBank genome assembly
AUGACAGAAAUUGAAAAACAAAUGACUGAAGUUACAACAAAGCUGGAAGAAGUAAAUUUGGAAGUCGAAGAACCAGCAGGAAAAUUUUUUGACGAGGCUUCAGCUGUCAAUGAAACAAAACGCAAUUCCUUAUCGAAAUUCUUUAGUUUGAGAGCCAAGAAGGCUAAAAGUUGCGAUAAUCUUUUCGGGGAAGAAGAAAUGAAAGUUCCUAAGCCAUCAAACACGUUCAGUCGACUUUUCAGCAAAAAACCGAAGAGUGAAAUUGAUGAAGCUGAAGCAGAAGUGAAGCCUAAACGUUCAAACUUUUUCCGAAACUUUGCUAACUACAAUCUCGUUCCUUGGAUUGGUUCCAAGAAAUCUCAAUGCAACAUCCACAAACCAGAAGAAGUGCAAAUGUCUGAUGACGAUGAAUCUCCAGUUGGAGAAAUUGCCACUGAGUCUCGUAUUUUUUAA